Messenger RNA from Lagopus muta (rock ptarmigan), 1033 nucleotides. RefSeq names its product serine racemase (gene SRR). Bases 25 to 1026 code for a protein of 333 amino acids. Gene Ontology annotation, molecular function: ATP binding; threonine racemase activity; serine racemase activity. The transcript has 7 exons. The record is from RefSeq and is a predicted model, not a curated record. Gene Ontology annotation, biological process: pyruvate biosynthetic process; D-serine biosynthetic process; L-serine metabolic process. NCBI's taxonomy places the organism in Eukaryota, Metazoa, Chordata, Aves, Galliformes, Phasianidae.
GGCGCGGUCGGGAGCGGCGCGGCCAUGGGCUCGGUACGGGCGGCCGACGUGGAGUCGGCGAUGGAGCGGCUGCGGGACCGCGUGCGGCGCACGCCCGUGCUGACUUGCGGGUCCCUGCAGCGGCUGGCCGGCCGCAAGCUGCUCUUCAAGUGCGAGCUCUUCCAGCGCACCGGCUCCUUUAAGAUCCGCGGGGCGCUGAACGCGGUCAGGAUCCUCGUGGAGGACGCGGAGAAGGCAGGGCGGGAGCGGCCCCGCGCCGUAGUGACACACAGCAGCGGGAACCACGGGCAGGCGCUCGCCCGUGCGGCCCGGGAUGAAGGCAUUCCUGCCUACAUCGUGGUGCCCCGCACAGCCCCACGCUGUAAGCAAGCUGCCAUCCGUGCCUACGGGGCCACGCUCGUGCCGUGCGAGCCCAGUGAUGAGUCCAGAGCAGAGACAGCUGCACGCGUGGUCCAAGAGACAGGAGGAGUCAUGGUGCACCCCAACCAGGAGCCAGCCGUGAUCGCAGGGCAGGGAACUAUUGCCCUGGAGGUGCUGGAGCAGGCACCAGAGGUGAAUGCACUGGUGGUUCCUGUUGGGGGCGGAGGAAUGAUUGCAGGAAUAGCAGUGGCCAUCAAGGCGUUGAGACCAGAUGUGAAAGUGUUUGCUGCUGAACCCCACAAUGCAGAUGACUGCUACCAGUCCAAGCUGAGAGGGGAACUGACCCCCAACCGCCACAACCCAGUCACCAUUGCUGAUGCAGUUAAAAGCAGUAUUGGAGAAAACACGUGGCCCAUCAUUAGGGAUUUGGUCGACGAUGUUCUGACCGUCUCAGAGGAAGAAAUCAAGCGAGCCACACGGCUGGUGUGGGAAAAGAUGAAGCUGCUGAUUGAGCCAACAGCGGGUGUGGGAGUUGCAGCCGUGCUCUCAGAGCAGUUCCAGGCAGUCCCCCGGGAGGUGGAGAAUGUUUGCAUCGUGCUGUGUGGAGGAAACGUGGACCUGAGCUCCCUGACCUGGCUCACAGACCUCCCUGGGGACGGAGACUGAGAACAGA